AUGCUCCUGUUCUCCUUCGAAGAUGCCAUUAUGGUUGAAAAACUGAAUUACUACUGUAAUUUUGCUUCGGAAUAACUACUGUAGUUCAGGCACCUGAGCUUCUUUCGAUUUUAAACUAAUUUGGAAAAUAACAUUAUGAAAUUGGUACCUGUCGUUCAGUUUUCCCUUUUCGGUUGAAAACCUUCUUGACAUAUUUGGUUGAGGACCAUGAAGUGUAAUAUUUGGACAAAAUUGGGGUUCCUUGUCCAAGACAAAGGAGGCUUUUCUUUGGGGUCCUGUAUACGAGUGCAGAUCCUUGUUUCUUUGUUACUUGGGCUCCUGCCAGAAUCACUUUCUCGCACAAUGAAGCUGAAGGGGCUGCUUGUGUUUGCCAAAUAGCCAAACACGUUCCAUCGAGUUUUAAAAUUUUCCAAUUGUUUCCCUUUGCGUGGCAUAUACAGUAACCGGAGUUGAUUAAUGUGGUUUGUGUCAUGGCCGCUACCUCUGUUGAUUUCUAAGCCUCAUGAACAAUGUCAUCAAUAUUGGUGUCUAUCGGCCGGUUUUGGCUGAUACGCAUUGUAUAAUCACAAAAUGAUACGAGGAUGAGUAACGGCCCUUCCAAAUUUCGGCUGACACAAACCGAUAUAGGCUGAUGACCAUCAGCCAUGCACAUGGUUCUUUAAAGAUUUCGACCGGAGAUGGAAUCUGAGACCGACAACACGCAUUGCUUGCUCAUUAUUGAGGACUGUUGGAUGUUGAUAUCGAUUUAUGCUUCGACUGCCUUGCAUUAUUGCUCCCAAAAACGGAAUAGCUUGGAGCUGGAAAUGGAAUUGAAAUAAUUCCGUCGCGGACUAUUGAAGUCUUCUUCUUUUGUCUUGUCAAUGGGCACGGGUCACUGCUUAUGACAUUUGGAAAGCAGACUGCUGCACAGGGGUUAGGUCCCUUUUUUCAUUACCCAGAAAUCUGUACAAAACUCAUAGAGAGGGUCCCGGGAUAUUGCAGAUUUCUGGCAAAAAAAUUCAGUGAACACGGAGCUGCUUCCACGUGCAAUGCUGGCACCAGCAGUCAUGGGAAAUAAGGCCCUGUUUGAUCACAGGAAAAAUCCUGUUCAUCAGUUGAAAACGGUACGGGCGGGUGAACUUUUACCCGUUCGCCUUACGACGCAUCAAACGCCAUCAAAUUUCACCCGAAAAACUCAUACGAUUGGGUGCAAUUUCACGCGUGAAAAGUACACAGAGACAAAAUUGAGAGUCGUUAGGACUCAAUUUUUCCCCUCUUUUCCUGUGGACGCCCAUCUUCCCCUCUCUUGCUGCGUCUCUUCCUCUCUCUCUGUGUCUCCCCCUCUCUCGCUUUCUUGUUCCUCACCUUUGCUGCUGCACAUGUGUCUCCCCUCUCGCUGCAUCUCUCCUCUGUCGCUGCGUUUCCUCAUCUCUUGCUGCGUCUCCUGCUCUCUUGUUUCUCUCCUCUCUCGCUACACAGGUCUCUCCUCUCAAACCCAACGUCGCCCGAUUGCAGCCCCAGGCCUUCAAUACCAACAGGAGAUUUGGUCUUAUCCCUCUUGGCUGCUCGUUUAUUCAGUUGCUGGUAUCUUCGGACUACUGGUCGAAGAUAAUCUCACUCUUUCCCAUUUCUCAAAGAAAGGGAGAUAUGUUCAAGCGGACCUUUGAGUUAUCAAAGGUUUUAUGUAAGGGCAAUUAUAGAGGAUCAACCUUAUUCUUGCUCAAAAAAGUAUGUCAAGCUUAACAAGGGCGCCCUCUUCAGAUCGUUCCAUACCUUUGAAGCAACUGAAUGUCAUAUGAAUGAGUGUCUCCACAACAAGUAUGGUAUGCAAUUACGUAGGCCAUUGGACAUUGACAAUGUCACCGCAAAGCAAGAGGAAGAGGUAAUGACCCGAUUGGAAUGCUUAUGCUUUCAUGUUUUAUUUGAAGAGGUGUUAUACCCACGUGAAAUUGGAUUAUUGUUUAAUUAUUUGUUUUACAUCA
Messenger RNA from Nymphaea colorata (pocket water lily), 1961 nucleotides. RefSeq lists its product as uncharacterized. The transcript is spliced from 3 exons. NCBI's taxonomy places the organism in Eukaryota, Viridiplantae, Streptophyta, Magnoliopsida, Nymphaeales, Nymphaeaceae. Bases 1029 to 1646 code for a protein of 205 amino acids. The record is from RefSeq and is a predicted model, not a curated record.